Molecule: messenger RNA, 505 nt
Organism: Zootermopsis nevadensis
Lineage: Eukaryota; Metazoa; Arthropoda; Insecta; Blattodea; Termopsidae
Source: RefSeq, a predicted model, not a curated record
AUGUCAGAUAAUGUCGUGUUCAAGUCGAAAACAGAUACCGAUGACAGAAAUUCCAGUUCAGAAAAACUCGGAGAAUCUGUUGAGAACAUCCUUUCAGCUGAACAAAAGGACCUAAGUGGUGGCGCGUCACUCAUGCGCGAAUUGCUACAUGGGAUGUCCGCCGUCAUCCACAUGUGGUUCUUCUGUUGGUUCGGAUCCAACGUCACAACUCAGAGUGGAGAUGUGUUUCUUGCAGCAUAUGAGAGUAAUUGGUACGAUAAAUCGCCACAAAUUAAGAAUUCGUUGAGGAUGAUCAUCACUCGAGCGGGAAGGCCUGUAAAGGUAAAGGCGGGACUGAUUGGAGCCAUCGACCUACCUCUGUUUGCCACAAUCGUUCGCACCGCCUAUUCGUAUCUGACAUUGCUGAUACAAAUGAAUGAGUUUUAGUAGACACAUAUUUCACAAUUAUCGGUGACAAAUUAAUAGGAAUUUAAAAUGUCCAUUCAUUAUCCACCUGAAUAUAUUA